AUGGCAAACAGGACCACAGUGAGGGAAUUCAUACUGUUGGGGUUGACUGACAACCAUCAAUUUGAAGUUAUCCUUUUUCUCCUCCUGUUUGGAAUUUAUCUUUUGACAUUAAUUGGAAACAUGCUGAUUAUUAUUAUCACAUUGCUGAAUGCUCAACUUCAUAACCCAAUGUAUUUCUUCCUCCGACACGUGGCAUGGGUGGAGAUUGGGUAUACAAGUAACAUCAAUCCCAAAACAUUGGCCAACAUAGCCACUGGCAGUAAGAGCAUCUCUGUAGCUGGUUGCAAAAUACAGAGUUUCCUUUGUUUUGUCCUUGGCGUCACUGAGUUCCUUCUACUGGCUGCAAUGUCUGUUGACCGAUACAUAGCAAUCUGUAACCCUCUUCACUACUCAACCAUCAUGAAUGGACGAACCUGUUCAUUAUUGGUACUUUCUUGCUGGGCUGGGGGGUUAUCGCUAAUUCUAGUUCCAGCCUUUUUUUUGUUUCAAAUGCCAUUUUGUGGUCCUAACAUCAUCAACCAUUUCUAUUGUGACUCUGGACCACUACUCAAACUAGCAUGUGGUGAUACCAGGCUCGUAGAACUGAUUGAUUUUGUGACUGCCAUACUGUCUCUGCUUGGGACCUUAAGUGUCAACAUUGUGUCUUAUGUCAAAAUUAUUUCCACAAUUCUGCGCAUCCCAUCAACUACAGGGAGGAAGAAGACCUUCUCCACCUGUACUUCUCACAUGACUGUGGUCUCCCUCAUUUACAGCAGUUGUAUUUUCAUGUACAUCAAGCCAAAAGGCACCAGCAAAUUAGAGUUCAACAAAAUAGUGGCUCUUUUGAAUACGAUCAUAGCUCCUCUUUUGAUCCCAUUCUUAUACUGUUUGAGGAACAGGCAAGUGCAGGAUGCUUUGAGGGCUGAAGUGAAACAAUGGAUUGGGUUUUGGAAGAAAUUGAGAUGA
Python bivittatus (Burmese python) is the source of this 945-nucleotide messenger RNA. NCBI's taxonomy places the organism in Eukaryota, Metazoa, Chordata, Lepidosauria, Squamata, Pythonidae. The record is from RefSeq and is a predicted model, not a curated record.